UCUCACGUGUUACAGUACCUGUCUUAUCACACGUUCACACACACAAAAAAAAAUCUCAUGCAGGCGCAGCCCUUAAUCGGAACAACCUCCCCAAACUGUCCUUCGCCUCCCCUCUUCAGACUUUCUCGGCUCUAACAGCGGCGAGACCCGGGGGCCCUCAGUCCCGCUCCCCGGACCUGGGGCAGGGCUGUUCCGCGGGGAAAGCGACCGUCCCUCCGGCUCCCGGAGUUCCUGUGUCCGCGGGAGGGGCCGGCGCGCUACUUUAUGAAUGGAUGGGGUGUGGCCGCGCCCGGUGAGUGACGGGGCACGGGGGUGUCGUCACGGGGCGCUUGUUGAUGGGCGGUGCUCUCUUUACUAGGCGGCUGGAUGCGCUGCUGGGCUCCGCAGCCUGGUAUGACCAGAGAAGAGGAGAGCGAGCACUCGGCACCACGGAGCGCACGGGGCUGGACUCCUUGUGACAGGCAAACCGGCGCACUCCGCACUCACGGCUUGAGAAGACGGCGCGGUGAAAAGCGUGAAGUACACGCCUCGCAGGAAGGGCUGGAUGAAACAAAAGGACUCUCCUGAUAUCCCCCCCACCACCAUCGCCACCCCGUGUUUCCUAGAAUUCCGCUGCUGACAGAGAAGGUAGUUCAGUUUUCCGCGCAGCAGCGCUUGAUCAUGCGGUAGACCCGGGUGGCGAGAAGUGUUUCUCGGCGAAACACUUUAGGAAAAAAAAAACCCACAGAUUUAUGUAAUAGUAUUGCGACAGCUGCGCGGAUACGAGGAUACUUGAGCCGCAAGUGAACAGUUUCUAUAGCACUUCACAUGUGACCGGUGCACAGACGGGCCGAGGGAAAAGCUUGAGAACGGACAUCAGCAGCUCGUACUGCGUGGAAACAACAACAACAAAAAAACACCACACACACAAAAGAAAUCGGGACUCGAGAUCUGUUGACUUGGCUUUUACGGAGUGGAGGAAGGCACCGGCAGUCUCCUGCUGCCUCUCAAAAGCUCUUUUUUUGUAUUUCGGUUGUUUUCAACCAGAGGCGUGACAGCACACGAAAGCAGGGCGAGCCAUCUCGCAUCAGCACCACCGAUUCCCCCCUCCACCCACCCACCCAGGUCACACAGGAGCAAGCGCCCGGCACAGCCCUGCGGGCAGGAGGAUGUGAGUCCUGGCUCGCCCCGCCGCCACAGCUUGAGCCCGAACCGGGGCGUCCCGAACUCGGGGGCUCACUGUGGGUCAGGUUCGUGCCUCCCGAACCGGGGUCAGGACUACAAGUCCCCCCCCCCCUCCUACUACGCUGAUCCCGCUCCCAGAUCCUCUGGUCCUGGGCAGAACAAGAAGUCACGCCGGACCGGGAGAAUCCGGAGGAGCGGACCGCCGGGAAGAUUAGUGCGUGAAUGAUCCUCGAAGGGCCCUCUCCAUGGAUAUAGACACAGACUAUGAGCGGCCCAACGUUGAGACCAUUAAGUGUGUGGUGGUAGGGGACAACGCGGUGGGCAAGACGCGGCUCAUCUGUGCCCGUGCCUGCAACGCCACACUCACACAGUACCAGCUCCUCGCCACACACGUGCCUACUGUAUGGGCCAUUGACCAGUACCGUGUGUGCCAGGAGGUCCUCGAGCGCUCUCGUGAUGUUGUGGAUGAAGUCAGCGUGUCCCUGCGGCUGUGGGACACCUUUGGGGACCAUCACAAAGAUCGGCGCUUCGCUUAUGGCAGGUCUGACGUGGUGGUGUUGUGUUUCUCUCUGGCCAACCCGAACUCCUUGCGCCACGUGAGGACCAUGUGGUUCCCCGAGAUCAAGCACUUCUGUCCACGGACUCCCAUCAUCCUCGUAGGCUGCCAGCUGGACCUGCGAUACGCCGACCUGGAGGCUGUGAACCGAGCCCGCCGCCCUCUCGCCAAGCCCAUCAAGCCCACGGACAUCCUGCCUCCGGAGCGGGGACACGAGGUGGCGAAGGAGCUGGGCGUGCCCUACUACGAGACCAGCGUGGUGGCGCAGUUUGGCGUGAAGGACGUCUUUGACAACGCCAUCCGCGCGGCCCUCAUCUCGCGGCGCCACCUGCAGUUCUGGAAGUCCCACCUGAAGAAGGUCCAGCGGCCCCUGCUGCAGGCUCCCUUCCUGCCCCCCCGGCCGCCCCGGCCCGUGGUGGGCGUCCCCGACCCCCCGCCCAGCGCCGGCGAGGGCCCCGCCUUCCUGUUCGCCCUGCCCCUCUGCGCCGACGUGCUGUUCCUCCUGCAGGGCGGCGCCACGCGCGUCUUUGCGCACAAGGUCUACCUGGCCACGUCCUGCUCCAAGUUCUACGACCUCUUCACCCUGGACCUCGGGGGCGGCGCGGGGGAGGACCGGGGAUGGGAGGGGGAGGAGGAAGGGGAGUGGGACGACGAGGCGGAGCAGACCCGCCGGGGGGCCAAAGAGCAGGCCGGGCGCACGAAGAGCCUGGACAUAGACAAAGACAGCGAGGGCCGCGGGUCCCGCAGAACCAGGCAGCCCCUGCUGCUUCAGCAGGGCUCCCUGAAGGCCUCCCAGAGCGACUACGCCCUCCCGGCCAGGGUACAGAGCUCGGGGGGCCUGGAGGGAGCGAGCCGUGUGCUCUCCGGCUGGGGGCGCGGCUUCCAGAGCAUGCGCCAGGAGCUGGUCGAGGACCCCGUGACGGGCAGGCCUAGACUCAUGACGGUGGUGUCCAUGGAUGGCCUGAUUCAGAAGAGACCCUUCCAGGCAGUGCUGCAGUACCUGUACACGGGCAGUCUGGACGAGACGCGGGGCGAUCUCAUGCAGGUGGCCACCAUCGCGGAGCUGCUGGAGGUGUUCGACCUGCGCAUGAUGGUGGCCAAUGUGCUGAACCGCGAGAGCUUCAUGAACCAGGAGAUCACCAAGGCCUUCCACGUGCGCCGCGCCAACCGCAUCAAAGAGUGCCUCAGCAAGGGCACCUUCGCUGAUGUGGUGUUCCGACUGGACGACGGCUGCCUGCCUGCCCACAAGCCCCUGCUGAUCUCCAGCUGUGAUUGGAUGGCGGCCAUGUUCCGCGGGUCCUUCAAGGAGAGCUACGUUCAGGAGAGCUUAGGUUGGAUUCAAAGCCAGGUGAUGCCACAGCCCUUGAAGUGUGGAGAUCAGCACCUCCUCUGCAGACCAAAAGCCCAGAAAGCACUCUUCACACGGACAUGAGGUUGGGGUCAGGAUUCUCAACGCUGCAAGAGGCAUGAAUGUACUAGCCUGUGCAGGCCGAUUUUCUGGGAUGUUUCCGGGAAAUGCAGUUGGGAAAGUUUUUCCAGGUCAGUAAGCUUGCAAACAGCCAGAUGAGCCGUUUGGAGCGCCUGGUCUCAGAGCCAGCUUGUCCCCAGCCUUCUGCACGGCAGCCCUGGUGCGUUUCUGUGCAGCUCAGCUGCCAGGCG
Molecule: messenger RNA, 3379 nt
Organism: Lepisosteus oculatus (spotted gar)
Lineage: Eukaryota; Metazoa; Chordata; Actinopteri; Semionotiformes; Lepisosteidae
Source: RefSeq, a predicted model, not a curated record